Messenger RNA from Chrysemys picta bellii (western painted turtle), 2537 nucleotides. RefSeq names its product glycerate kinase (gene GLYCTK). The record is from RefSeq and is a predicted model, not a curated record. NCBI's taxonomy places the organism in Eukaryota, Metazoa, Chordata, Testudines, Emydidae. Gene Ontology annotation, molecular function: glycerate kinase activity. Gene Ontology annotation, biological process: protein phosphorylation. Gene Ontology annotation, cellular component: cytoplasm.
UCCGCUGGCUGGGGAUGGGGUGGAGCUUCCUGCUCGCUUCUGUCGCGGUGCGCGCACGGCCGCUGCCAGCUUUCACCUCCCUGUGCGGGGGGUCCUGCUCUGCCCGGCCGCGGAGGCGCCUGAUUGGCCAAGCCCGGGACGCUGUCGCCUAGCGGGGCUCCGCCCAGACGCUGGACAUGGCUGGCUGGCUGACUGACUGCUAAGAGACAGCGUGGGCCAGACAUGACCUCCGCUCUCAAGGCCCUGCCCAACAUCCAUAGAGCCUGCAUGAUCCCAGCCUAUCGGGGCCAAGUAUCUCACCCGCGCAGUAUGUCUCUCUGGGAGCACGGGCUGCACCUCUUCCGCAGCGCCGUGGGUGUCGUCCUGCCGGCCCCCAUGCUGAGAAGGGCCCUGGUGCUCAAAACAGAUGGCUGCCCCAGGCUGGUCGUGAGGGACCGGGUUUUCCCUGUGAGGAGGAACCUGUAUCUGGUGGGCUUCGGGAAGGCUGUGCUGGGAAUGGCAGCCGAGGCAGAGGAGAUCCUCGGGGACCACCUAAUUCAGGGGGUUGUCAGCGUCCCCCAUGGCAUCCGGGCAUGCCUGCAGCAGGCGGGAAUGGAGGAGAUGUUGCUGAAGCCUCACAGCAGGAUCCAGGUCAUAGAAGGAGCUAAGCACAACCUCCCUGACAGAGAGGCUCUGAGGGCAGCCAGCAUGAUUCGGGAGCUAGCUGAAGGCCUGACAGCUGACGACCUCCUCCUUGUGCUGAUCUCAGGAGGUGGAUCAGCCCUACUGCCUGCUCCUACUCCUCCGAUCCUCUUGGAGGAGAAAGAGAAGGUCACCAAGCUUCUGGCUUCCAGAGGCGCUACCAUACAGGAGCUCAACACCAUCCGGAAGGCCCUUUCCUUGUUGAAAGGUGGAGGGUUGGCCCGGGCUGCAUAUCCUGCACAGGUGCUAAGCCUCAUCCUCUCUGAUGUCAUUGGCAACCCAGUGGACAUUAUUGCGAGUGGCCCCACUGUCUACAGUUCCCCCAGUGCUCAAGGCUGCCUUCAGAUAAUGACAAAAUACAAUCUGAUGAGCACCUUGCCCAGAUCUGUGAAAACAGUGCUGUCCAGCUCCGUCUCAGAUCCCAGUGGUCCGAAAGACUAUUCCCACGUCUACAAUGUUGUCAUUGGUUCAAACAGUUUAGCUUUAGAGGAGGCCAAACGCCAAGCAGAGGAUUUGGGCUACUGGACCCUGAUUUUGAGUGCAGGGGUGUGUGGGGAGGUCAGCAGAGUAGCCAAACUCUACAGCCAGAUGAUUCAGUUUGUUUGCUUGAGCACAGCUGGACUUGGAGAAGGUCCUCUAAGAGACCAGGUGAGAGGACAUCUUCUAAAGCUGGCAGCAGAGCUAGAGAUCCCAGGUUUGAACCUUGUGGAUUCUUUGAAGGCUUUGCAAGGAUUGGAGUCUGAAAGAUCGAUUUGCCUGCUGGCUGGUGGAGAGACCACUGUCCAGCUUCAAGGAAAUGGGAAGGGUGGGAGGAACCAGGAGUUGGCCUUACAGGUGGCAUUGGAGUUACACCGAGCUAAGGCCACUGGGGCUGGCUACUACCUUGGGAAAUGUGAAGUCCUGUUCCUCAGUGGUGGGACUGAUGGACAAGAUGGGCCAACAGAGGCAGCUGGUGCCUUCUCUAGCCAGGAGCUGGUGGAUAAGGCUGCUCAGGAAGGUCUUGAUGUGGAGACAUUUCUGAGCAACAAUGACUCCUACACAUUCUUCAGUAAGUUCCAAAAUGGACAUCACCUUUUGCUGACUGGUUUAACAGGCACCAAUGUCAUGGACAUCCAGGCUAUUUUAAUUAGGGCUAGAGACAGAUAAGGAGAGCACCUCUGCGAACUCCUGUUUUUAAUUAGAGGCAUUGGUGAAAAAUGAGGGUACCAAUGUUCUGGAGAAAUCCAGACUGCUUAAAUUAGGGACAGCUGCCGAGGGCACUAAUAUCAUGGCUGUAAAAGCUACAUUAGUAAGGCACAUGGGUGGGUAACCAUGCCUAUGUUCAAUCUGUUAAUUAGGAUCAGAGUAAGGUAAGAUAACACCAGCAUUAUGGGCAUUGGGGCUGCAUUAACACCUUCCUGCUGAAGAGCCAGUAACAUACUGCAUUUUGGUUGCAAGUGGGGUUGUUGGACAUCUGACACCCAGCCUGAAGCUCUAGGUUGCCGUUGUGACUCUCAUUACAUACAAAGCUAACAAGGUAUAUUAGACUAGUCCAUAGGGCCCUAAAUCCAGUGCACUGCAAGUUCAGUGGAGAUUAGCACAUGGCGUCAGUUUAACCUUUGGUCUUGGAUACAUGGCGAAAACACCCCCAGCUGUGGCAUUAACACCAUGUUAGGUGAAGAACGGUGUGAACCAUGAUUCAGAUGCACUAGUGCAGAAACCAUCUGAACGUGAGACCUUCUCCCCCACUAUGUAACCUUCUCUGCCCUGGUGUGGUGACAUUUCCACCCCAUGGUUGGUAUUUCGUGUGUGUGUGUGUGUGUGUGUGUGUGUGUGUGUGUGUGUGUGUGUGUGUGUGUGUGUGUGUGUGUGUGUGU